Molecule: messenger RNA, 4938 nt
Organism: Pomacea canaliculata
Lineage: Eukaryota; Metazoa; Mollusca; Gastropoda; Architaenioglossa; Ampullariidae
Product: stimulated by retinoic acid gene 6 protein-like
Exons: 18
Coding region: 803-2926 (707 amino acids)
Biological process (GO): vitamin A import into cell
Cellular component (GO): plasma membrane
Molecular function (GO): retinol transmembrane transporter activity; signaling receptor activity
Source: RefSeq, a predicted model, not a curated record
UUCCGGACAUUGACCUAUUAACCGCCACUACUGAAGCCUAUCUAGUAUUGCUAUCUAAAAGUCGCACAGAAAAACAGGGUACUCAGGUCAUCGAGGAUGCAGGUGAAAGACAACAUUCAGGGAUCACGUGUUUGUCGUGUGUUCUGCACGGAAGGACAUUUUUUACAGACCAGUCACCGCUUUUCAUCAGAAAAGUGAAAAAUGUUCUUUAAAAUCAGAAAAUGUGAUAACUACCGAAGCUAAUUUUAGUGACAGUGGAUUUAUCUUGAUUCUGAGUGUUGAAUGCGUUAAUAGCACGUAGUUCUUUGUGUUACUGUAAUUUGGAUGGAUUUAAUGGACCAAAAUACCUCCAGCCCUAUCUGGAACUGAUAGCUGAGUCGGCAACCAGCCAGCAGGCCAGCCAUACACCACCGUAGUCGCUCUGUGCAUCGCGGUCACCUGUGUUGACAUGGGAAACUUUGUGAUGACCGGCCUUAUCUUAAUUAUUUUAUUCAGCAUAUUUGUAUACGGUUUAUACUAAAGAGAAGAAGGGGUUUGAGUAAUGUGAGUCACCUUCCAGCUGAACCAAACGACUCUUCCGCAUAAUAGAACUUUUCUUAAACUUGGGGUAAUCGAAGCGAUUAACUUCGCGGGAACAGCCUUGCUAAACAGGAUCCAUCACCUUACUGCAACUCAAGUUCAGUGGAGGAGAGGGGGGACGAGCAGUGAACCUGUCACCUUGCGGCAACCGAGGUUUUUACAUCACAACCUUUCGUCCUGUCAGUCACACAACCUACUGUAAAAGAAAGCCAUUACUGUCAGCAUGGCGGACAGCUUCUUGGCAAUCGUUAACACGAUCAUCAACGCGGCCAGCAACAACACGGCGCUUUCUGAAGAAUGCGACAGCAAGAUCAAUCACUAUUUGUUCUAUCAGCUUAGCCUCAUUCCAGCGUUCAUCAUUUGCCUCUCUUUCGCCCUCACUAAAAGGCGGAGGAAGCUGCUACUUUCAGUUUUGAGAGGACGACCCGGUCUUAUCUUUCCCAUGGACACCUUGACUCGGUCUUCAAGAAUUUCCUUCGCAUGCGCCUUCGGAGCUACAACAUUCCUGGUGUAUCAGAUUGUACUAGAAGGAGCUCUGGCCAUUGAUGUCCAGGGAUCCAGGGCUGCUCGAUCCUUUUUAGCCAUCGUGUCUGUGUUUAUCUAUGGAAUGGUCUUCUGCCCCGUCUUCACCUGCCUGGCCAUGGGAUCCGUGUUCGGCUACGGGCUGGGCGCACUGUAUGUGUGGAUGCUGACAGGUGUGCAAAUCUACAAGCUGACCGAGUGCCAGUCAUCAGCGAAAGGAAGAGCAUUUUUAGUGCUUCGAAGCCUUCCCAGUCUUCUUUGCCUGGUGUAUCUCAGUGUGUCGAUUCCCGCCCGACUUCUGCAAUCUUAUCGUAAGGGCUGGAUCCUCCAGUGGAAAUACGAAGCGGACAGAUUCACCGAUUCGCUGGAUGUUAUUCGAAAUCAUUCUACUGGACAGUACGUGUCCAAACUUUUCCGGAAGCCAAAGGUCAAAAAGUCAGUGGAAGGGUCAAAGCUGAUCACUGUCAAGGCUUUCCUCAUACGGCUAGUCUACCGUUUUCUUUACCACAGCAAAAAAGGUUUUCGCUACCCAUCACGGAUUCUUUCUGUUAUGUUGGUAGGGACCAUGGUAAUAUACACAAUUGCUUUUGAGGUACUGGUUAUCGCUCCUGCAUUAUUGGACUUCUGCAGACAUCAGCCUGCAGUCAUCAGAGCCGAUCCCAACGCAACCGACACUUCUGGAGACUUCGUCUGCAACAUCUCAAACGUGCUUAGAACGUGUGUGAUCACUGGUGUAGUGCUCGCAACACUCGUCUCUCUGCUAAAUGUUCUCCACAUGCUGUCCAGCUACAGAAGAAACAUACUUGCUUUAUACAGAGGAGACCAUUCUCAUAUUCCACCUGCUUCAGUGGACAGCAACGUGAGCCACUGUAUAAACAGCAUCAAAUUCGGAGGAUUUCAAGUUGGUUACAUGGUGUGGGGGUUCGUCAUUCAAAGCGUGAUCCUGACAUUAAUCUGCGUUAUUCUCGCCAUCUUCGUGCUUCUCAUCGCCGCGGACGUCACUGCAUGGGUCAUCGCGAUUCUCGAGUACAUCUGGCCAAUCGUUGUGAUCUUCAUCGUCAUCCUCGUCGUACAGAAGCUGCUGGCUAAGUUCGUCUUCCUGCAGGAUAGCGGUGCUUACCUGGCGCUAGAUAACAGAUCGAUCUUCUUCAACUUUACUUAUUUCAUGUUUUUCUAUAACAUCUUCCUGGGAGUUGCCUCUUGCCUUCUGCGCAUCCUCAAGGCAAUUGCUAUUGGAAUCUUCUUCCUUAGUCGUCUCGAUAACAGCACGCUGUCUAGGAGAUUCGAAUUCUUUGACCCAGGUUUCACCGCCUACGUGGGGUACAUGCAAAUGGAGUACGCCCAUUCGCACCCAGUGGUGAUCGUCUUCACCCGACUCGUCCUCCACAUGUGGAAGGAGGCCAGGAAGAGGCAGAACGAGGACUCCAUUCCUGCCUUCACCGUAAACGACAGUGAUUGUGAGCAGAAAGUGGUAGACGCCGAAACUCCACCCGAUAACCAACAAGAGGAUUCAUUCAGUCGACGUCGCAUGAAGGCGCGCAGCAACUGGCACGUGUCCUACACUCUGCUGCACAACCCGGACCUGCGCGUCUUGCGAAAGGGUUUUGUGCAGCUGCUCCGUCAGGCGCGCGAGCUGGGAGUGCGCGUGCCCAUCUCCGACAACCAGGCCAACAUCGACACGCACACACUAGCAGAGCAGAUCCAGAGGGCCAAGGAAGAUUCCAGAGUGAAGUUAAGGAAGGGAGGAGAAGACGAACCUGAUGUGACAGCCAGCCAAAGUGACAGAACGCUGGUGAACAGGAAGAAUGAAUAUUCAAAGGUGUGACUGUAAUCAAUAGGUUCAACGUCAGCAUCACCUUACCUCGGUUCCAAAAUGAAAAGCCAACAAUGGCGUGGUCUGCGAUAGAACAAAGAAAUGUUGCAUUUUUUACUUGUGCAUUGGGGAGGGCAGUUUGAAACUGCGGGUGGUUGGCGGCGAAAAGCGCCUGACAGUGUGAUUCGGGUGUCGUGGAUUCGGACACAUCUCUUUAAAUGUGAUAUAUUGAUAUAUUAUGAGGUUUGAUAUAUUGUGAUGAUUGAUAUAUUAUAUGAGGUUUCAUCUGUGUGUGUGUGUGUGUGUGACAGAAAGAAAAAGAGAGAAACAUGUUCAUGUACCAUCCUGAUGUCUAUAUCAUUGACCUCUUUCUGUGCAUGGUGAUAUUUAUACGUGUGAUGAACAGCUCUUGUACAGUCACCAAGAUUUAGGAAGAUAGUAAUUUACAUUGAGUCAUUUACACAAGAACUCGAAAAUUUAGUGGAAAGGUAUGAAAUAUACGUUUCAAUGAUGUUCAGAAUGGCUACACAAGGUAUUUUGAAUUUUAUUCGUCAAACAAUUCAGUAUACCAGUAUUCACCAUUUUCAUCUAGUCAUAUUUGUGUGUCCGUGAGCAUGGGUUUUCAUGUUAAGUACCCAUGCCGAUGUAUUCAAAUACAACAUCAUUAUUUCUAAUCAAACUAUUGAUGUCAUGUAUAAGAAAACACUAAAAUUGACCACACACAUUCCUUGUUCACAAGACAAAAUAUAUAUCUUGGUUUCUUCAGCUUUGUUUGUGCCUCGCAUGUUUGGUACAGACGAUUAUCUGCAUUUAGAGUUGCGGUCAUCUGGCAUCUAAUUUGUAGAAUGCAUAUGCGUUUAAUAUUCUUGUAUGCAGCUCAAGUUGAAGGACCAUCACAGUUAUGCAAAGAAAUCAAUGGAUCAUUCUCAUAUCAUCUGUCAUGUUAAGAAUCUUUACUUGUUAAUUUUUUCAUUAUGGCUUAAUUAAUAUAGCUUUCCACAUAGCUUUCAUCAAUUUUUUAAAGCAAAUUUUACGAAAAAGAAGUAUCUCAGAGGUGAUAUACACCUAUUAUUUUAUUUUUAAUUAUUGCUUUUGUUGGAGUACUUGAGCAAAUUGUGUUCUAAGGGAGACUACUCUUCUUCUCGAAUGUUGCAGCUGUCCUUUGCGACAAAAAUUAGUGGUCAAAGCAUGGUCCUGAUUUGCAUAAAGUACAUAAAUACACACAAUUUUAAGCAUGCGAUUUAUUUGAAACUGACAAUUUUUUUAACAACACAAGCAUUGAAAGCUAGAUGGGUGACUCUUCAUAGACUGAACUAUUUUCAAGUGCGUAACUAAAAACACAUUUUAAGUUUAUACUCUCUACUGUACAAUGAUCACAGCAUAUGAAUGAAAUAACCUCUUACAUAAUUAGAAUCUGGGAACCAUGCAUAACAACCAUAACAAGUUCUGAGAGGGUAACAAAGCACAUUUAUCUACUGACAUUUUUUUUAACAGCAACAUUUCUGAAGUAUGAGUGAAGUACAUCAGUGUCAGUAUGAAUGUGUAUGUGUAUAUGCACAUGAAUUUUUUAAUACAUUUAAAUAUGUAUCUAAGCAUAUGUACAUUUUGGAUGUACAGAUGUAUAAGAUGUAUACAUUGAUAAUGUAGUCAUGUCAGAUGUCAAGUGAUAAACAAUGCUCACAACUGGAGCUGAAAAUUAAAAUAAAAAAUCCUAUUUAACACUUACAUUCAUUGUGUACUUAAUGUUAUCCUAAUAGUGGUACAAAAAAUGCAGUAAAUAGUCCAAGUCCAGUGUGUUAUAAAAAUGCAGAAUUUACUGCCAACACCACUUAACUUUUAUAAGAUCUGUUUUCAGAAUAUUCUGAUUGAUCCCAACACCCUUUUGUUUAAGCUGUUUCAAGAACAAGAAAAAUUCAAAUGUGCAUAUUAUUAAAGUUUUUGGAUGAACACUAAAUAUGAGUACAUUUUGUAAAGAAUCAUACUGAAGUGUAAAUGUUAUGUCUCAAUAUAUGUGCUGCAAAUUG